CCCGCUAAUUAUUCUUUGUUCCGACCAUUUCCAUUUUUAGAGCAACCUUCUAUUGUGACACUCAUUAUAAUGUCAGCUUCCCUGUUAUUGUUAUCCAACCAACUAGUGUAACUUCCUUAACAAAGACAAAUGAACAAGUUGUUGACGAACAUCGUCUGAUCAAGUUUCAAGUUGGUCACAGGGUUUCUUUUUACUAAACCAAGAAAGGGAAAGGGGAAAAAAAAAAAAGAGAAUUACUUUACGUGAAAAUUAGCUCAUUUAAGCUCGGAAAUGAGGCUUGGAUUAUAUACUGCCUGAAUUGUGAAGAAAAUUGAUGAAUUUUAUCGUUCAACUCCCUUGGCUGGUCUCAAUGGCAUGGGACAAAUACCCGUUAUCUGGAAUGCUGAGAAGAUCCGAAUCUUAACUGGACGGAAAUCCUGCAUUCACCAUAAAUCUAAAGAACUAGGAGUCAGUUGAUGAUAUUGUUGGAGCUUUGGGAAGCAUUCUGGAAUUAAAAAGUGAAUCCCUACUGAAAAUGGCCUCAGACGUGGCUGCAAAGAUGGUCAAACUUUUACCAAGUUCGGUGCUGCAAGCACAUGUUCCCCAUCUAGUACACCACUUAUUAUCAUUGUUAUCUAACCGACAGUUACAUGUGUCCAUUUCAUGUGCAACUGCCUUGAAUUGCAUUUUAUACAAUCUGAGUACUAAAAGAGAGAAGGAAGUUGGGGAGAUCUUGAAAGAAGGAAAUACAGUUUUUGUUCUUGUAAUGAAUGUGAAGGAUUUUUCUGUUGGUGAUAAACCAACCGCGUACUUUCACGAAAUGGCUCUUCUAUUGAGUAGAAUCUUAUGGCGUUGGCCACCUUCUAGGUUCUGUGUGUGGAGUGAUUCAAAAUUUUUGGAUGUGUUAGAAAUUCACAAACUCAAUCCUGAAAGCUCCUUGAAAGCUGCGCUCUUGCAGUUAUAUUCUAGUUUAGCUCUAUGUGGUAAUGGGGCUAAGAAGCUCCUAGAAAACAGAAAAAGCCUUCUAAAUUUAAUGGUGGAGAGCAUGAGCAGCCCAGAUACUCAUUCAGUCCAGAUGGAUGGAUUCAGACUUGCCCAAUGUCUAAUGAUAAAUGAAGGACCAUGUCAAGAAGUGGUGAAAAUGUGUGGUGAACAUGUAGUUAAAGCCAUAGUUACUGGAAUGAAUAGCAGUUGUUUAAGUUCUGGAAAGCUUCCAAAAGAUCAGAUGUCAUUGGCAGUGGAAGCUUGUCGUUUGGCUCUGAUCACUCGUUGGGUGGGGAAUCAUCACAGUUACUUUUGGAAAGCUGGAGUUGGUAGAGCUCUACUUGGUCUUCUUCUAACCGAUUUUUGGAGAAUUCACCAAUCUCUGCAUGGUGUGCCACUGCAAGAACAGUUACUGAUAUUGCAAGAGGCUCUCAAUGAAAGUUCUCUUCCUUCACUGAGACCAUACAUUUGGGAUAUUCUAGGAGGGCUUGUAGCAAAUAGUGCAGAAGAUUUCGCCCCCGUGGUGCAUGAAGAUAUACUUGAGCUCAAAGCCCUAAUUGCAUGUGCAUGCCUUGCCUUUACAGAAUCUAUAAAUAUGGCACGACAGAUCUCUCAAAGCAAAAUCACCAACACAAUUGGGAGUGAAUCAGCCUCAAGAGCAGUUCUGAUGAUGGUUUAUUCCCCUUGCAAGUAUAUUGCCUCCCAAGCCAGGUUCAUUCUAUCUGAAGUAUUGAACCUGGAUGGCAAGAACUACAUUGAGUACUUGGUGAAUACCCUGAAUGCUACAUCCUGCAGAAAUAAGGUUCUAAGACCAGGUAACUUUCAAGUUGUCAUUAGCUUGAUAAGUUUGGCUUGUUACGCUAGUCUGCCAAGAUAUGGGAAGAUGGUUAUUGAUCAUCAAGGGAUGCAGAGUCUGUUGAUCUUUGUGAAGUGUUGGUUAAGCAACCCAGUAUACAUAAAAAGGUCAAAUUUGGCACCUCAUCUCCACAAUUCUUACAGUGAAAGAGUUUGUUGCCAUCCUUGUGUGGAAGAUUGGGAAGGUAAAGACAUGCAAUUGCUUUUUAGUCUGUGGGCCUUGGCUGGAUUGGUACACAAGUUUGCCUCUCAUGCUGGUUUCUUAAAAGUUAAACUGGAGUUUGACGAAUCCCAGAUAGUUAGGGAACUUGAGGAGAUCUGCAUUAAUCAUUCUACUCCUGGACCAAGAUGGUAUGCUGCUUAUAUUCUUAGUCAUUUUGGGAUAUAUGGCUUCCCCAACAAAUGUGGAAAAAGAAUUUGGAAAGCAUUCUUGGACAAUGAACUUGCUGAUUUAGAACUCAUUCUAAGUGACCAAUCUUCGUUGUGUGUGAAUGAAGUCAUUCUUUCAGUUCGGUGUCCGAAUUUACUGCCUGUGCAAGGACCGAAGCUUAAAGAGAAAUCUAGUACUGGUCCUUUUCUGGAGCAGCAAAUGGAGACACACAGGGGGUCUAAAGUAGAAGUUCGUCUCUCUGCUCAUGUAGAUCACCAAGCACUAGUCAAGUUGUUGCAAUAUGUGUACAUGGGGUAUUUACAAGCAGGUGAAGAUGUUUUGAAAAAUUUGAAAAUUUUAGCCAAGCAUUGUGACUUGCAGCCUCUACUACACAUGCUUCAUAGACGAAAUCCAAGAUAUGGUGCUCCUAUUCCUACAUUUGAUCUUACUUCGGCUCUUGGGCCAGUUGGACAUUGUUCAUCGGAUGUGCUCUUAGAACCUAACACGAUCCAACUGCUGAACUGGAGAUGCAGUUUUUGCUCAGCACCUAAUCCACAUUUCCAUGUGCAUAAAGUUAUAUUGUUUUCAAGUUGCGAUUAUUUGCGAGCGUUGUUUCAGUCAGGAAUGCAAGAAAGCAAUUCAGAAACCAUCAAAGUACCGGUUAGUUGGAACUCAUUAAUUAAACUGGUUAGCUGGUUGUAUUCUGAUGAGUUGCUGAAGCCCAGUUUUGAUUGUUUGUGGGACAAUCUGGCAGUUGAUCAGAGGCUUAAUGAAUUGCAACUGUAUGUAGAGCUUUGUUGGCUUGCUGAAUUUUGGCUCUUGGAGGACCUUCACGAACAGUGCUUCAGAGUUGUAUCAUCUGGCCUAGAGACUGAUAGAUAUCUAUCUGUUAAACUGAUCCAAUUGGCUGCUAAUUUUGCACAGUGGAAGUUGGCUGAAAUUGCUGCAACCUAUGCGGCCCCGUUGUAUCACCAACUACGCAACUCUGGUGAUCUUGAUCAACUGGAGGAGAGUUUCAUUGAAAUGGUGCGUGCUGCUUCAGUUCAACUUUCCAAGGAGGAUAUUAAUAACUGAAGUGACAUGUAAAUGUUCUCAGGCUAUCUGAAACCUAGAAACUUUCAAGGCAUUGGGCAAAAGGUUUUGUUACGUUCUCUGAUACUGUAUGAAACCAAGCGGCUCUCGGAAGUUCGCAGUUGCAAGAGAGAUGCUCGUAGUGCAGUUAUAGCUGGUGCAUCCAUUUCAAGGAAUACCUGGUCUGACAUGGAAGGUCUGAUGCAAUUUUCACUAAAAUAUGCUUUUCUUCGAUUGAAUACAUUCGCUACCACACAGACCGUACAGUAACUGAGUUAUCCUAUUAUCUUUUACCGUUCCCCUAUAU
Coffea arabica (coffee) is the source of this 3566-nucleotide messenger RNA. RefSeq names its product BTB/POZ domain-containing protein At1g04390-like. NCBI's taxonomy places the organism in Eukaryota, Viridiplantae, Streptophyta, Magnoliopsida, Gentianales, Rubiaceae. Gene Ontology annotation, molecular function: protein binding. The record is from RefSeq and is a predicted model, not a curated record.